UAUUUUUUUUCAGAAAUCCUGUACAAAAAGCCUUACAAAAUCCGUCAUAUCAGACAGAAAUGAUGCGUAUAAACGAAAGAGCUCUAGAGGAAGAUACCGGAAAGAGCAUGUACAGUGAAAUAAAUGACGAAAAGUCUAUCAAAGAAUCUCGGGUAUCCCCUAUUUGGAAGAAUGGAAAUAUUCAUGAGAAUAAAGAUGGUGUAUACAACACGUUGAAUGAAGCAAACACUAUGGACAGAAGUGAGUACUACGAUCACACCAGACCAGGAGCCUCGUUUUCAACACCGGCUGAUGGAUACGGGACUGUGACUUUGGAAUACGAUCAAGCCAGUAUAGAUGCCUCAGUAUCGAAACCAUCUGACGGAUACGGGACUGUGACUUUGGAGAACGGUGGAAACGAUACACAUCCAAAGGAUAAGUCUGUGGUUGAAAAGGAUAUAAUAUCUAGUCAAGAAGACAAAACAGAUGAAUACUUUGUGCUCGAAAAAAUACAGUGAAGAAGCGUUAUGAAUUACUGAUUUAACUUUACAUCAGCUUAUAAUGUAUGUAGUGCAUUGAUAUGAUAAAAAUUGUUUAACCUACGGGUAUUAUGUUGUCAAUGAAUGUACGUGUAGUUUAAGUGAAAUUGAAUUUGGUGCUGUUUGAAAGAUAAUAUAAUUAUACACUCACAAUCAAAGAAGAAACACAACAACCUGAUUUAGGGUGAAAAUUAUAUACGGGACAUAACUAUGUACCAAAAAAGUUAAGGACAUCUUUUACUUUGCCAAAUCAGUUAUUUAACGGUUGAAUGAUUUUCAUUCCAAUACCGGAAGUUGAUUUUUAGCCCUCUUAACAGAAAUCAAAUUUGCAUUUUUGAUAA
Molecule: messenger RNA, 859 nt
Organism: Saccostrea cuccullata (small rock oyster)
Lineage: Eukaryota; Metazoa; Mollusca; Bivalvia; Ostreida; Ostreidae
Exons: 2
Coding region: 60-497 (145 amino acids)
Source: RefSeq, a predicted model, not a curated record